AUGUUGGGUGUCUCAAAGUUGCGGGAGGAGUUCCCUUUGCUUCUCCACCGGCAUAAACGGAUUGAGCCCGUGGUCAUGCAGCAUAAAAGGCAUGUUGCCGCGGGACGGUGUCGCGAAUGGCCUCUAUGGGCACAAGCUUCGUUACCAGUGAUACCUGAAUCCAACAAGCUUCGAGGAGGAUCCGAAUCUCAAGGAACUGGGCUGCUACUCCUUCUUCCUAUCCUAGUAGAUGCUUUUGUCUACAUUCCUUCUCAUCCCAGCUAUUCUGUGAAUAAACCGCUGUACGAAAUCUACGAGGCAACUACGAGGCAGCACUCUCUUAUUCGGCCCUGGAUAAUCUCCCCCGUCUCCCCAUCUCAGGCAGCAAGCAUCCUUGACCCAACUAGCCAUGACAUUCUUUACCUAAGAGGUCAAGCUUCAAAGGCAGCCGGCUACAUGAUCUCGCACUCAAUAGGGAAAGCACCACCACCAACGAGCUACUGA
Messenger RNA from Uncinocarpus reesii 1704, 483 nucleotides. RefSeq lists its product as uncharacterized. The transcript has 2 exons. The coding region runs from base 1 to 483 and encodes 160 amino acids. The record is from RefSeq and is a predicted model, not a curated record. NCBI's taxonomy places the organism in Eukaryota, Fungi, Ascomycota, Eurotiomycetes, Onygenales, Onygenaceae.